AAACGUGGAACUAGCCUAGCAGUGGAGAAGGUUUCUGAAUGGGUAGAACGGAGCGAAAUUUGUAGAGUGUUUGCCUCCAGAGGUCGUUCGUGAGUCAGAGAAACCCGGACUUUGGAGGGAAAAGAGCUGGCCACAGUCCUUCCGCGCUUCUUGGUGCGGUGUGCGGGUUCUUCUGCCGGCCCUUCUCAGCUUUUGCACUCCCUCCGCCUGCUCUGGCCUUGCCUGCCUGCGGAGGCUACAGACUCUCUGCCCACCCCCGGGCGUCUCUGAAGGUAGAGGCCUAUAGCGAGGCAGUCCUGUGUACCCUUGUUCCCUGCAUUGCCUGUCUUUCGCCGGGAAUUCAUACUGGAUGGAAUUCUUUUAACGACUUUUGAACAUUUCUGCAGAAUCUUAGUUGGAGCUCUCCACCAGAGGCCUCAGGCAGCCACACCAAACGAGUGUGGGCAUGUAAGUUUUCUAGGAGGACUCCAGCUGCUCUGGGCCUCAUUCAACUGGUGUCCAUCCCAACAUUCCCACUGAAGGCUAUUUGUGCUAGAGGAGGAAGAACGCCCUCUCCAGAGCCAGUUCUUGGGGGGAAAAGAAGGAUUGUUGAUAUAGCCAGAGCCCACAAGGAAGAAGGAUUAUUCUGCAGCAGCUAAAGCCUUAUGGAAGGUUUUGCUUGUAGAUCAACUUUCAAAAUGUAGGAAGUCAGAAUGGGUGACAUCAUCAGAAAAAUAUGUGGAGCUGAUCUCAACAAGAAGUGAAGAACCCAGAGCAAGAAAGCGGUUUUAACUCCUGAGCCCAGGGAGUUGGCAGCGUUUGGGUUUCAGAGGAGCCAGCAUCUCCGAGUUGUCGAUGUGAGAUUCUGCUAAAUUACUGUUCUUCUGGCUGUAAGAUCUGAAUGCUGUGACCACUAAUUUGUUGAACCAAGACUCUGAGGCUGAUAUGCAAUGUCACUUACAACAUUAAUCAGAUACUGCAUUUAAGUGCUGGUAUCAGUGGUUUGAUUUUCAGCAAAUGUGACAGUGGCCUUUGCAGUGGUCAGCUCCGGGCUUUGAACUCUCAGAGGAGGAAGGGGAAAAGAAUUCAGCACACCACCUCCUUGGUUGCAGCCUCAGAGAAACCUUGGAAGAGAAACUUCUUUUUUCAAUCCUAUUUUCCUGUUGAUAAAUUCAGUUCUCGUGAUCACAGUACAUUCAAGCUGUUCUGCGUAUGAUUUUUUUGUGUGUGUGACAAUUGCAUCUAAAACUUGUGAGCAAGAAGACGGAGAAAUCAGUUGGUCUCCAUCGCUUUACAUAAAAAUGGCUGAGUGUCUUGUCAUGCUAGCACUGCAUUAAGUGAUACACACAGGUCUUGAUGUGGAGGAGAUGGAGGACUCAGAACCAAGAAUUUCCAAGUGAUUUCUUCCAAAGCACAAGAAACUGUUAGUGCUGGUGUGUUCUGACUGAGAUGACAGUCAUGUCCCUUUCCAGGGACCUCAAGGACGACUUGCACAGUGACACAGUGCUCUCCAUCUUAAAUGAGCAGCGCAUUCGGGGCAUUUUAUGCGAUGUCACUAUUAUUGUGGAAGACACCAAAUUUAAAGCCCACAGCAAUGUCUUGGCUGCUUCAAGCCUUUAUUUCAAAAAUAUCUUUUGGAGCCAUACAAUCUGUAUUUCCAGCCAUGUCCUGGAACUGGAUGAUCUCAAAGCUGAAGUGUUUACAGAGAUCCUUAAUUAUAUCUACAGCUCCACAGUUGUCGUCAAGAGACAGGAAACAGUCACGGAUCUUGCAGCUGCAGGGAAAAAGCUGGGAAUAUCCUUCUUGGAAGACCUUACUGAUCGCAACUUCUCAAAUUCCCCUGGUCCCUAUGUAUUCUGCAUUACUGAAAAGGGAGUGGUUAAAGAAGAAAAAAAUGAAAAAAGGCACGAAGAACCUGCCAUCACCAAUGGGCCAAGGAUCACAAAUGCAUUUUCCAUCAUUGAAACAGAAAAUAGUAAUAACAUGUUCUCUCCACUGGACUUGAGAGCAAGUUUCAAAAAGGUCUCCGACUCCAUGAGAACCACCAGCCUCUGCCUGGAGAGGACUGACGUGUGCCACGAGGCAGAGCCCGUCCGCACGCUGGCAGAGCACUCGUAUGCCGUUUCCUCCGUGGCCGAGGCAUACAGAAGUCAGCCCGUACGUGAACACGACAGCAGUUCGCCUGGUAAAACAGGUAAAGAAACCUGUGAAGCUCUAGCAGCAAAACCGAAAACGUGCCGAAAGCCAAAGACAGUCUCCAUACCCCAGGCUUCCGAUUCAGCUGCAGAAAAUAGACCACCCCCUCCAGCAGCCAGCUCAGAGGUUAAUCAGGAAAGAAGUCCAGAGUUGCCUGCCGUUCUUCCUCGUUCAAAAUCUCCCAACAACGAAGGAGAUCUCCGUUUUUCCAAGGAAGAUGAAAAUAAAUCCUCUGACGUCCCGGGGCCGCCGACGGCAGAGGUCCCACCUCUCGUGUACAACUGCAGCUGUUGUUCCAAGUCCUUUGACAGUAGCACUUUGCUCAGUGCCCACAUGCAGCUCCACAAGCCAACCCAGGAGCCGUUAGUGUGCAAGUACUGCAACAAGCAGUUCAGCACCCUGAACAGACUGGAUCGGCACGAGCAGAUUUGUAUGAGGUCCAGCCACAUGCCUGUUCCCGGAGGAAACCAACGCUUUUUAGAAAACUAUCCAACCAUCGGACAGAAUGGAAGUUCGUUCACAGGUCCAGAACCGUUGCUCUCUGAAAACAGGAUUGGUGAGUUUUCCAGUACCGGAAGUACCUUGCCAGAAACGGACCACAUGGUUAAAUUUGUUAAUGGGCAGAUGCUCUACAGCUGUGUUGUAUGCAAACGUAGUUACGUGACUUUAUCCAGCCUCCGAAGACAUGCAAAUGUUCACUCGUGGAGAAGAACAUAUCCGUGUCAUUACUGCAACAAAGUAUUUGCAUUGGCUGAGUACAGGACAAGGCAUGAAAUUUGGCAUACAGGGGAGAGGCGCUAUCAGUGCAUUUUCUGCCUUGAAACUUUCAUGACCUACUAUAUUCUCAAAAACCAUCAGAAGUCUUUCCAUGCCAUAGAUCACAGACUUUCCAUCAGUAAAAAAACAGCAAAUGGAGGCUUGAAGCCUAGUGUGUAUCCAUAUAAACUUUACAGGCUACUGCCUAUGAAAUGCAAGAGGGCUCCUUAUAAGAGCUACCGAAAUUCUUCCUAUGAAAAUGCUCGAGAAAGCAGUCAGAUGAAUGCAUCAGCAUCUGGUCCCUAUGUCAUUCAGAAUCCACACAGCUCUGAGUUACCGACGCUGAAUUUCCAAGACCGCGUCAACACCCUCACCAGCAGUCCAGCCGUCCCCUUGGAAACAUCUGCACGCCAGGACAUGCCCGCUUCUGCCAACGUACAGAGCGCAGAGGGGACCAAGUGGGGAGAGGAAGCACUGAAAGUCGAUCUCGACAAUAACUUUUAUUCUACCGAGGUGUCGGUUUCUUCCACUGAGAAUGCUGUCAGCUCUGACCUCCCAGCAGGGGACGUGCCUGUUUCGUCUUUGAGUGGUGGCAGUGAGAACGCAGCCUCUGUGAUCAGCUACAGUGGCUCAGCACCCUCGGUCAUUGUGCAUAGUAGCCAGUUCUCAUCAGUGAUAAUGCACAGCAACGCCGUUGCCGCCAUGACCAGCAGCAGCCACAGAGCCCCUUCGGACCCAGCAGGCAGUCAGCCCCUGAAAGACGACAGCAAACUCGAGCCUGACAAAGCGGGCAGGGUCAUCAGCAGACCCAAAAGCAUUAAGGAGAAAAAGAAGAUCGUGCCGUGUAACAAGGGGGAGAUAGCAGAGGAGUCCAAAUACGUCGCUGAUCCCGGAGGGUCAUUGAGCAAAACCGCAAGUAUGAAAGAAACCAGUAAAAUUGAAACCUACAUUGCAAAGCCUGCUCUGCCAGGAACCUCCACCAACAGCAACGUGGCGCCCCUUUGCCAGAUAACGGUGAAAAUCGGAAACGAAGCCAUCGUGAAAAGGCACAUCCUAGGAUCUAAGUUGUUCUAUAAAAGAGGGAGAAGACCCAAGUAUCAAGUGCAGGAGGAGACCUUGCCACAAGAGAGUGACCCGGAAGCCAACAGAGACAGCCCACUCGGGCUCUGCCAGUCCGAGUGUGUGGAAAUGAACGAGAUGUUCGAUGACGCCAGCGACCAGGAUUCCACUGACAAACCUUGGCGUCCUUACUACAACUACAAACCCAAAAAGAAAUCCAGACAGUUGAGGAAAAUGAGGAAGGUCAACUGGAAGAAAGAACAUGAACACAGGAGCCCAAGCAAUAAGUGUAAAUACCCAGCAGAACUGGACUGCGCGGUGGGGAAAGCUCCUCAGGAGAAGGCCUUUGAGGAAGAAGAAAAUAAAGAGAUGCCCAAGCUGCAGUGCGAACUCUGCGAUGGAGACAAAGCCUCGGGGGCCGGCAAUCAAGGAAGGCCCCACCGGCAUCUCACUGCUAGGCCUUACGCCUGCGAGUUCUGUGCCAAGCAGUUCCAGAGCCCUUCCACGCUCAAGAUGCACAUGCGGUGUCACACCGGAGAGAAGCCGUACCAGUGCAAGACCUGCGGGCGGUGCUUCUCGGUGCAGGGAAACUUACAGAAACACGAACGCAUCCACCUGGGCGUGAAGGAGUUCAUCUGUCAGUACUGCAACAAGGCAUUCACGUUGAACGAGACGCUCAAAAUCCACGAAAGAAUCCACACCGGCGAAAAGCGUUACCACUGUCAGUUCUGCUUUCAGAGUUUUUUGUACCUUUCCACAAAAAGGAAUCAUGAGCAGAGGCACAUUUGGGAGCAUGAUGGGAAGGGCUAUGCCUGCUUCCAGUGCCCCAAAAUUUGCAAAACAGCUGCUGCCCUUGGAAUGCACCAGAAGAAACACUUAUUCAAGAGCCCAAGUCAGCGGGAGAAAGUCGAAGGUGACAUGUGCCAUGAGAACUCAAAUCCUCUGGAGAACCCACAUGUCAAUGAUUCAGAAGACAAUGACCAAAAGGAUAAUGUGCAAACCAUUGUUGAAAAUGUCCUUUGAGUGGCGAUACUUAGAAAAAUCUUCAAAACUAUAAGUUGGUGGGUUUGUUGUUUUGGGGUGUUUUUAGCUGUUUCUUCUGGUGUGUGUGUUUUUUUUUAAGUUUAGUUUUGUUUUGUUCACACAACAGUCAUGAAGGAGUGAAAUGUAGAAAAGAAAAUCUCAUUUGUGAAAAUUCCAGAAAAAGGAUCCUAAUAUCUACUUUGGGUUUUAGCAUUAACUUCAUGCAAAGUGCACAAAAAUGAAAUAGCUGAAUCCUCCAGUAUCCCAAGUAUCUUGUGGAAGUUUAUGAAGUUCUUAGCUGUGGUAUUUCUGCCAGUGGAAAAAAAAGAGUCUAAUGUUAGCCUAAUUUAGAACUUUCUAGUAAGUGCUAAUAGGAACUGGCUGCUGAGCUGUCUUUAGUCACUGGAGAAAACAAGGGUCGGAUAUCAUGAAAACAUCAUCUUCAUAAAUAUGUUAGAAGGUAAACGAGCUAUGACAGUCAUUUUUCCCAUCCAGCUUCUGCGCUAUUAAAAAUUGUUUAAAUUAGUGGAUAUAUAAGAAAUAUUUAAUAUUAUAGCUGAAAAUAUGUGUGAAAUUGAGUAACUUAAGUAGGACAUUCAUACAUUAUCUAGAACUACUUUUCUGCAACACAAGCCUUGUAAAAUACAUAUAUAAAUCACUAUGACUUUUAACUAUCCAUGUCCCCUGUAGAGAAUUAUAAUGACGAGCAAUAGAUCUGCAAAUAAUGAGGACUAAUGGAAAAAUCAGUAGAAAGCAUCUUGAUAUGAUUUAAGAGCACAUUGUAUGCUUUUAGAUGGAAUGCUGUUCCCUUGAAGUUCUGGCUGAGCUAUUACUAGAACUGGUCUACUCCAGUCACAGAAAAAAUAGGUCAUGCCUUAUCUAUGGGGGAGAGCCCUCCCAGAAUUUUUCUCUGAUCACCUGUGCUGUAUAUUACUUUGCAGUGGCCUCACUUCAGAAAAUAAAGAAGGGUCAAAUUCUUCUGAAACUCCCUGCAGUCUUCCAUCCAUCACAAGGCCAUGGAUGUAGAGGUCUGUUUCAGACAGACUUAAUCAGUCUCCAGGGUUUAAGUUAAAACCUGACACAUCCCCUUCCACUGAAGGAGUGUCCAGGAAAUUUAGUGCAAAGCAUGCAUAUGGUGGUGAAUUCCCAGGCACUUGAAAAUGACAGAAAGCCUAAUCCCAGUGAUUAUUAGCCUUCUUGGAGAUUAUGCAGCCCACAAGUAUAUACUAAUAUAAAAGAAAAGGGCAUCAGAAAGACACCUCCCACCUCACCCAUUAAUGACUUGAGUGGGCAAGAGGAAGCGAUGACCUUCCUUGCCUCAAACAGUAGCUUUGUUUUGGGGGAGGUUGGAGGAGAGAUAGACUGUGGAGUAAUACGAUUCCAUCACUUACUUAUAUGACUCAGAAACAUAUCCCCAAAGCCAGAUGCCUUGUCUUCGUGUUUGCAGACACCUGGCUCCCUUGCUAAAAACCCACUUAAGUUGUGUCAUGUUCUUUUAUGUUGCCCCACACCAUCACCAUUACCCUCCAAGUCUAAUUGCCCUGUAGGAUAUUCCAUCAUGUGGACUAGGUUCUGGGAAGCUGGAACUCCUCAUUCUUAGGUUGUAAACUGCCAGAAUAGGAGGGAGAGAGAAAACAUUCCUACCCUUUGAUCACCAGUGUGAGCAGAACCUGGAACCUGGUUUAAGGGUGACCUACAGCUAUUCAUGUUCAUGGGAUUUGAUAGAUGGAAGCCCAAGGUUAUUCAAGGUUGCAGAGUCACCAUAAUGAAGAAGUAGUUCAAAGGACUCCAGUUUCUCUCUUCAAGUAUUGUGAUGUCUCCAUGAAGAAGACUUAAUACGGAUUUGGGUGGGCGAGAAAGCAUUUAAACACCCAGAGAAGGACACGAUCAAAGCUGACCUUUUUAUACAGUAGUAUUUUGCUGUUAAGUAACCCCAAUAUUGCAUCUGCAUUUAUCUUUUGUUGAUCUACUUUCACUUACUUACAUACAGUAUUAUGUAAUAGAGGAAAAUGGGGAAAUGCAAGCAAAUUCAUCCUUAUUUUAUACGUUGUAUAUAUGUAUACCUGCACUACUCAUUUGGGUUUUGUUAAAAGAGAUGGUCACAAAGGGCUUAUGAAAAUCAUUUCUGAAUUGAUAAUUAGAAUAUUGAAUAGGUAAUUCGGUGAUCUACUAAUUUAUUUUAUCUCAAUUGGGAUUAUUAAUCAAAGAGAAUUACUGUGUAUUUCAGUCAUUUUGAUUUGAGGUAACUCCAAAUAUAAAAUUAUUACAUGUAGUGAUGUCUCCUAGCCCUUACAUGUGGAAAUUUUUUAAGUGGACUUGUAUGCUGAUAAUUCUAGACCAAAGUAAAUAUGGCAGAAUAUUUAUACAUGAAAAAAUAAUUUUGCAAAUAUUUUCUAUAAUUGUAUUAUUCAUUUAAAAUGUUGAUAGCUUGUGUUAGUUUCAGGGAGGGGUGUAUAUUUUGAUAAAAAAAAUACUUGACUUUGUAAUUCUGUAUAUUCUAUACAAUUUAUAGCAGAGCCGUUUUAAGACAGCCUUGUCACAUUUUUGUUAAUUGUGAAAACUUUAUCAUGAGUGAUGUUUAUGCAUUGAGUACAUAACGACCAACUAGAAUUAAAGUAGGUGUAAACAGUGAACAUACUGUAUGCUGUACAAGAUAUAUUGUAAUUUGCUGUUUUAGCAUCUGUAUUUUGGUUAGAAGAUAUUAUUAAAUGCAGAUGUUAAGGGUUGGAAAAGUCUAAUUUUAUUUUUAGAAAUAAUGAAUAUAAAUUUGGUUUUGCUUGAUUAAAAUAGCUUAUUCUAUGUUAAGUCUCUUAAAUGUUUUAAUGUUAAUUCUUUUGUGCAGUCAAGCGGCUAUUUCCUCUUUGUGAGUCACAGCAUUGUUUCACAUAUUACUCAUUUAAUAUAUUUCUGUUUCCUUACUUGUUUACGUUCCAUGAUACCUACUUACAUGCUUAGGACUCAAAUGGAAUAUGCAUUAAAAAAAAAAAAGCAGAAAUAAGA
This is a messenger RNA of Acinonyx jubatus (cheetah), 8013 nucleotides long. RefSeq names its product zinc finger and BTB domain containing 38 (gene ZBTB38). The transcript is spliced from 8 exons. Lineage: Eukaryota; Metazoa; Chordata; Mammalia; Carnivora; Felidae. The record is from RefSeq and is a predicted model, not a curated record. Gene Ontology annotation, biological process: regulation of cytokine production; negative regulation of transcription by RNA polymerase II; regulation of immune system process. Bases 1429 to 5013 code for a protein of 1194 amino acids. Gene Ontology annotation, molecular function: protein binding.